UUUUCUCUCUUUUACUAAAAAAAAAAACAACUUGUCGAAUCGAUAACACAAUAAUAUAAACAAUAAAAAAGAUUUCGAAAGAUUCAUUCGAUUUGAAAUAAAUAUGUUAUCCUCUCUGGUAAAAGAGCAUCAAGUCAAACAAGCUCAGAAAAAAGAACAAUUGGAUCAGAAUCGAAAAGAGGCAAUCGCAGCAUCAAGUGAAUUGACACAAUCUCUCGUUGACCAUUUGAAUGUUGGGGUGGCGCAAGCAUAUUUAAAUCAAAAACGUUUGGAUGCCGAAGCCAAGCAGUUGCAUACAAGCGCAACAAAUUUUGCCAAACAAACACAACAAUGGAUGAAUUUGAUUGAAGGAUUUAGUAGUGCGCUCAAGGAAAUCGGUGAUGUUGAAAAUUGGGCACGCAGCAUUGAAAAUGACAUGGUAUCAAUAAAUGAAACGUUGAAUUUAGCCUAUAAAAAGAGUCGCGAUACUACCACCUAAAUUCGAUUUAUUCAACAUAUAUAUAAAAGUGAUCGACACAAUUCCUAUAAAAAUGUAAAUAAUAAGAGACAUUGUUUUUCAAUAAACUAUAUACAUCGGGGACAUUUUUCUCUGAUAAUAAUAACGA
Contarinia nasturtii (swede midge) is the source of this 605-nucleotide messenger RNA. RefSeq names its product biogenesis of lysosome-related organelles complex 1 subunit 1 (gene Blos1). Gene Ontology annotation, biological process: endosomal transport. Lineage: Eukaryota; Metazoa; Arthropoda; Insecta; Diptera; Cecidomyiidae. The record is from RefSeq and is a predicted model, not a curated record. Bases 104 to 478 code for a protein of 124 amino acids. Gene Ontology annotation, cellular component: BLOC-1 complex. The transcript is spliced from 4 exons.